AUCGGGAUCGGGAUGACAACCAGGAUUAACAAGGAAAAUCUUGAGUUCUUAGAAAUAUUCUAAAUUUCACUUUUCUUAGUUUUCCAGCAGUUUUUAAAACAAUCAUAUGAAAUUUCCAGGCUGAGUAUGGAUGGAACUGAAUCUUUCUGCUCAUCAGUGUUAGAAGAUGAGGAAGAUUCCUCAUCAUAUUCCAGUGAGAAGCAUUCUGGCAGCCUCAUCAAAAACUUUGAGUACUUCAGAAAAGAAGGGGGCUAUAAUGAUGUCACACUACAAGUUGGGCAGAAAUCUUUUCCUUGUCAUAAGAUCAUUUUAGCUGCCGGUUCCCCCUAUUUUAAAUCUAUGUUUGAGUCUGGUAUGGAAGAGAGCAGGAAGACUUGUAUAGAGAUCAAGGAAGUUGAUGAAAAUGUUUUUGAGAAGCUACUUCAUUUCAUUUACACUGGGAAGGUAGAUAUUUCUUCUUUAAUCCUACAAGAACUUUUUGGACAAUCCUGUAUGUUUCAAGUUACAGCUUUAGUUGAUCUGUGUGUGAGACAUUUCCGUCUGCACAUGACAGAGAAUAACUGCUUAGUGGCACUCACACUAGCUGAUUCACAUGCUCAUAAGCAUUUAUAUAACUAUGCUAAGGAGUAUGUGUGCAUGAAUUUCAAAGUUGUUUCUCAGGAGGAGGACUUCUGCAGGCUGUCAGCAGAUUGCAUCAAAGAUAUUCUCUCUGACAGUAAACUGGACUGUGAUGGGGAAGAGCAGGUUUUCGAGUUUGCCAUUAAGUGGCUAGAUUUUGAAGGAGAGAAAGAAAAAAGGAAAAAUUCUGUGUUCAAGAUACUGAGCUGUGUUAAGUUUCCUCAGAUGAAAAGAAGUUAUCUCACAAGUGUUGUGGCAAAAUCUCCAUACCUAGCAGACGAUGAGGGGAAGGAAUUGAUGGAAAAUGCAAUGAUCUAUCACCUGCUUCCUGCCAGAAGACCAAUGCUGCCCUCUUACCAGAUCACUCCAAGAUCAUCAACAACAUCAGCAAAUGUAGAGGUCGCUGUCCUUCUUGGAGGUCGUCUUGCAGAUGGAUUGAGUAAUGAUGUUGAGUGCUUCAAGUCAGAUUCCAGGGAAUUUUUUGCUCUGAAACAGCUGCCUUUCAAGAAAAGGAAUGAAUUUGCUGCAUGUGUUCUGGGUAACGACAUCUAUGUUUCAGGAGGCUUGAGGAGUGGAGAGUUCUGGAAGUUUGAUUAUGACUUCGCAACCUGGAUUCGAGGAACCAGUCUAUUACAGCCCAGACGAAGACAUGCUAUGGCCCCAGUGGAUGAAAGUAUCUAUGUUUUGGGAGGAUUUGAUGAAGACAGUGUUUUGCAUUCUGUGGAAGUCUGGAAACCUGGAAGUAAGCAGUGGAAGUUUUAUGGAAGUCUAGCUAGUCCUGUGGAGAACAUGGGUUAUGUGGCAUAUGCCAACUGUAUUUUCCUUUUUGGAGGGAAAAACCAAGAAGAGGUGGUGACUAACACUGUCCAAUGCUUUGAUACUGAAACGGGCCAGGGGACGGUGUUAGAACAGUCCUUGCCUGCGUCUGACAUGUGUGUCAGUGCAGCAGUGUUGAAUAAUUACAUUUAUGUUGUUGGGCUAGAGGGUUCCUUCAAAUUCCAUCCAGACAACAAAACUUGGGAUGUUUUACCAGACAUGUCAUGCCCAAGAGACUUUGUUAGUCUUACAGUUCUGGAUGAGAAACUAUAUGCUUUUGGUGGAAGGAGAAGAGGGGCACAGUCAGAUUUGUAUACUGACAUCAUUGAGUAUUUUGAUCCUGAGAAAAAUGUCUGGGAAAGGUGUGGGACCAUUCCUGUUCCAAUGUAUUCCUAUGGAUGUGUCCGUGUCAUUCUUGGAGAAAAUUAUUUGAAUGCAGGCACCAGCAACCUUGCCAACAGCUGAACAUUAUUCUAAAUUCUGACUGUCUGUA
Molecule: messenger RNA, 1927 nt
Organism: Saccostrea cuccullata (small rock oyster)
Lineage: Eukaryota; Metazoa; Mollusca; Bivalvia; Ostreida; Ostreidae
Product: kelch-like protein 24
Exons: 2
Coding region: 127-1899 (590 amino acids)
Molecular function (GO): protein binding
Source: RefSeq, a predicted model, not a curated record